AUGUCGAUCGUAGAGGGGGCAGCCCCGCCGCCAGAAGGCGUAGUACCCGACUUGCAACACCCAGAAGACGUUCUGCACACUAUCAAUCUUGUAUCGCAAAUCCUCUCCGUCUCGGUCGUAACCUUAUUCAUGCUGCUACGUAUCUAUGCUAAAGCAUGGGUUGCCCCGCCGUUCCAUGCCGAAGAUUUGAGUCACUACGGCGGUGGAUAUCACAUCUACGAACUGUCGAAAGAGAAUUUGGAAGGUUUCAUGAAGCCCACGUUAACAUCCUCUCUGGGGUUAUAUGCCGACACCCUUGUAUACGGCCCAAACUCAUUCUUCACGAAGGUCGCACUUCUUAUGAUUGUGAUUAGAGUCUUCAGUUUUCACCAGAAGACGAAAAUCGGGAUAUACGUAACGAUCGCUUUUAUGGCCGGAUAUUACGUCCCCGUCUUCUUUCUGAAAACGUUUAUUUGCCAACCCAUCGGCGGAUUCUGGGACCCGAAUUCUCACGCCACUUGUCUCGACCAACGAGCAAUAUUUGUAGCCGACACAAUCAUCAGUGCUGUCACCGACUUGGCUGUUCUCAUCAUACCGAUCCCUACCGCAGCAAGCCUCCGGAUGUCAUGGAUGAAACGGUUGAAAGUUAUGGGUAUGCUCAGCGCGGGGGGCAUCGCUACGGCAGCGAGCCUCGCCCGGAUGGUCAUUGUGAUUAGAAUGCAGGAGACAAAGGAUGAAACCGUCGACUUCAUCCGCUUCAACCUCCUUGGGAAGCAGGCUUCGUACACAAAAUAUGACAGACCUACAGACAGUGGAAAUGACGGCGGCACCGCUGCCGCCACCACCACCGAGAGAUUGCAUAUUCGCGAUUGA
Messenger RNA from Colletotrichum navitas, 852 nucleotides. RefSeq lists its product as uncharacterized. The record is from RefSeq and is a predicted model, not a curated record. Bases 1 to 852 code for a protein of 283 amino acids. The transcript is spliced from 5 exons. Lineage: Eukaryota; Fungi; Ascomycota; Sordariomycetes; Glomerellales; Glomerellaceae.